AUGAUAUCUUAUUACAGUAUCCCUGAAAUUGCAAUUGAAUCAUCCAGAAUAUUACAUUUAAUAUCAGAUAAGUCCGGGGAUAACUUUCUUCUCUCUAUUUCCUUUUCCUUUAUCCUAUUGGCUGUCUCUCUCUCUCUUUCUCUCUUUCGCUCUCUGCGCUGCCGGCCCCCUUUAAUAAUAAUAAUAGCAGUUGCUGAAUAUUUGUGCGGCGUUGUCGCUAUUAAUGUAUUGAUUGGGGCUGCUUCCAUUACCUCUGUAUUAUUAGGUUAUAUCAAAUACGAAAAAAGAUUUUUGGCUGAUAAACCUGAUAUCUUUGUUGUUGGAUCCGUAGUUGGUAUUGCAGGACUGUUAACUGCUGAUUGUUUCUUAUCAAGAAAAUACUACAAGAAAUUCGAUAAAUCAGAAUGA
Maudiozyma barnettii is the source of this 408-nucleotide messenger RNA. RefSeq names its product Om14p (gene OM14). The transcript is spliced from 2 exons. The record is from RefSeq and is a predicted model, not a curated record. NCBI's taxonomy places the organism in Eukaryota, Fungi, Ascomycota, Saccharomycetes, Saccharomycetales, Saccharomycetaceae. Bases 1 to 408 code for a protein of 135 amino acids.